CGUCAUAAGGCUGCGCCGCUUCUGCACUGUGAUUCGACUGGAGAAAGGAUAAAGGGUCCAAACACAGAGAAAAACUCCUGCUGAAGCGACUGAUCUCCACACUGUUAUAAAGAUGGCGUUUAUUAAAGUGGAGAGUGAAGACCUGAAGAUUGAAGAAACAUUCACAGUCAAACAGGAAGAUCUGCAGGAACAAACAGACCUAAUUGAAGAGAAUAAGGGGAGUAAAGAGGAGGAACAUCAUGUCAAAAUUGAGAAAAAAACUCAUUCACAGACUGAUGGUAUUUUGAAAAGGAGAGGCAAGAAUCGUUUCAUGUGCACCUGCACUCAGUGUGGAAAGAGUUUUGGAAAAAAAGGCUAUCUUAAGAUUCACAUGAUGAUCCACACUGGAGAGAAACCAUUCACAUGCACUCAGUGUGGGAAGAGUUUCAGCCAAUCAUCAUCCCUUAAUGGCCACAUGAGGAUCCACACUGGAGAGAAACCAUUCACAUGCACUCAGUGUGGGAAGAGUUUCAGCCAUUCAUCAUCCCUUAAAGACCACAUGAGGAUUCACACAGGAGAGAAACCAUUCACAUGCACUCAGUGUGGGAAGAGUUUCAGCCUUUCAUCAUCCCGUUAUCACCACAUGAGGAUCCACACUGGAGAGAAACCAUUCACAUGCACUCAGUGUGGGAAAAGUUUCAGCCAUUCAUCAUCCCAUUAUCACCACAUGAGGAUCCACACUGGAGAGAAACCAUUCAUAUGCACUCAGUGUGGGAAGAGUUUCAGCCAAUCAUCAUCCCUUAAUAAACACAUGAGGAUCCACACUGGAGAGAAACCAUUCGCAUGCACUCAGUGUGGGAAGAGUUUCAGCCAAUCAUCAAACUUUAAUCUACACAUGAUGAUCCAUACUGGAGAGAAACCAUUCACAUGCACUCAGUGUGGAAAAAGUUUCAGCCAAUUAUCAUCUCUUAAUCAACACAUGAGGAUCCACACUGGAGAGAAACCAUUCACUUGCACUCAGUGUGGGAAGAGUUUCAGCCAACCAUCAUCCCUUAAUCUACACAUGAUGAGCCACACUGGAGAGAAACCAUUCACUUGCACUCAGUGUGGGAGAAGUUUCAUCCAAUCAUCAGACCUUAAUAAACACAUGAAGACCCACACUGGAGAGAAACCAUUCUCAUGCACUCAGUGUGGGAAGAGUUUCAGCCAAUCAUCAUCCCUUAAUCCACACAUGAUGAGCCACACUGGAGAGAAACCAUUCACAUGCACUCAGUGUGGGAAAAGUUUUCACUGCUCUUCACAUCUUAAUCAACACAUGAGGAUCCACACUGGAGAGAAACCAUUCACUUGCACUCAGUGUGGGAGGAGUUUCAGCCAAUCAUCAGACCUUAAUAAACACUCGAAGACCCACACUGGAGAGAAACCGUUCACAUGCACUCAGUGUGGGAAAAGUUUUCACUGCUCUUCACAACUUAAUCAACACAUGAGGAUCCACACUGGAGAGAAACCAUUCACUUGCACUCAGUGUGGGAGGAGUUUCAGCCAAUCAUCAUCCCUUGAUCAACACAUGAGGAUCCACACUGGAGAGAAACCAUUCACUUGCACUCAGUGUGGGAGGAGUUUCAGCCAAUCAUCAUCCCUUAAUCAACACAUGAGGAUCCACACUGGAGAGAAACCAUUCACAUGCACUCAGUGUGGGAAGAGUUUCAACCGAUCAGCAAACCUUAAUAAACACAGAAAGAUUCACACUGGUGUGAAUAUAUGAGCUCCAAAAUUGAAACUGCACCAGACAACUCACACUGGAGAGACAGUACACUGUGACAAGAGGUUUAUUCAGUUAACACAUCUGAAAACACAAAAGAGGAUUUAUACUGGAGAGAAACCCUACAGAUCUGAUCAGUGUCUACAGAGUUUCGCUCAUUCGGCGCAGCUUAAGAAACACAUGGACAAAAAGUUUCACACAUGACAUGAAUGCAGCAAAACACUUUCUCAUGUUCACAGGAUGUUUCAUGUCUGAAUAAUGUUAGAAAAGGCUGAGUGAUGGUAUACUGUUUUCCAGCAGUCCUACACUGCAGUAGGUGGAGUUGUAAAUUUGUUGCGCUCGCGUUUACCAUAAACACAAUGAUGGCGGCUGAGAGAAGAACCGUUUCAUAAACAUCUGGCACACAUCACCACAGUGCGGAUACAUCUGUACUCUACUCUCCAGUGUAUUCAUGUAGCUAGUGUUGUUCUGACUCCUAGAAUGAGAAACAAAUCACUGGGAAGACACCGCACAUCAAAGAAGGUGGAGCUCCAGGAUGGUUAGUUUGCAGUAUACCAGGGCCUCAAGUUUAGAAAGCCCAUUUAAUUGCCCUGUGUUGCAUCUUUUAUUAGUAAAGUUUCCUU
Danio aesculapii is the source of this 2364-nucleotide messenger RNA. Its product is annotated as gastrula zinc finger protein XlCGF57.1-like. NCBI's taxonomy places the organism in Eukaryota, Metazoa, Chordata, Actinopteri, Cypriniformes, Danionidae. The transcript has 4 exons. The coding region runs from base 113 to 1744 and encodes 543 amino acids. The record is from RefSeq and is a predicted model, not a curated record.